Malania oleifera is the source of this 828-nucleotide messenger RNA. Its product is annotated as small ribosomal subunit protein uS9. The record is from RefSeq and is a predicted model, not a curated record. Bases 159 to 593 code for a protein of 144 amino acids. Gene Ontology annotation, molecular function: structural constituent of ribosome; RNA binding. NCBI's taxonomy places the organism in Eukaryota, Viridiplantae, Streptophyta, Magnoliopsida, Santalales, Ximeniaceae. The transcript has a single exon. Gene Ontology annotation, cellular component: cytosolic small ribosomal subunit; ribosome. Gene Ontology annotation, biological process: translation; maturation of SSU-rRNA from tricistronic rRNA transcript (SSU-rRNA, 5.8S rRNA, LSU-rRNA).
UUAAUUAAAAAGCCCAAUUGUCCGUAAAAGCCCAAAGGGGCAUAUUUGUAAUUUAACACUUCACCGAGCCCAAUAUUUACAACUAUGCGCCUCUCCUAAAACAAUUUCAGCUUUCAGCACUUGUAGAGCUUAGGUUUAGGUUUCGACCGCCGGUGCCGAUGGCUUCCCCGAUAGAGUCAGUGCAGUGCUUUGGGCGCAAGAAGACGGCGGUGGCAGUGACCUACUGCAAGCGCGGUCGUGGCCUGAUCAAGAUCAACGGCUGCCCGAUCGAACUGGUGGAGCCGGAGAUCCUCCGCUACAAGGCGCUGGAACCCAUCCUCCUGCUCGGCCGUCACCGCUUCAACGGCGUCGACAUGCGCAUCCGCGUAAAGGGCGGAGGCCACACCUCCCAGAUCUACGCCAUCCGGCAGAGCAUCGCUAAGGCUCUCGUUGCCUUCUACCAGAAGUACGUCGACGAGCAGUCCAAGAAGGAGAUCAAGGACAUCUUGGUCAGCUACGACCGGACCCUCCUUGUCGCCGAUCCCCGGCGGUGCGAGCCCAAGAAGUUCGGUGGUCGUGGUGCUCGCGCCAGGUUCCAGAAAUCCUACCGGUAGACGGAAGAGAGGCAAGUGCGACAUGGGGAGUUUCUGUUUCUGCCUAAUUUUAUUUCAGUUGUUUUUAUGUUUUUUGGAAAACAAGUCAGUGUUUUUGAGGAUUUUGAAAUGACUCUUUUAGUUGUGCCUCCUGUAGGAAGUAAGAUAAUUUUGGGUAACGUUAGUAUUAUGAUUUCAUUUCAGUCAUUUGGAAGGAUUUGAAAGUUGAAAUACAGGUGCUACCUGCUUUGAUAAA